Electrophorus electricus (electric eel) is the source of this 1657-nucleotide messenger RNA. RefSeq names its product centromere protein P (gene cenpp). Gene Ontology annotation, biological process: CENP-A containing chromatin assembly. Gene Ontology annotation, cellular component: chromosome, centromeric region; nucleus. NCBI's taxonomy places the organism in Eukaryota, Metazoa, Chordata, Actinopteri, Gymnotiformes, Gymnotidae. The record is from RefSeq and is a predicted model, not a curated record.
ACGACUACAUAAUCUUAGUCUAACGCCUAAUUUUUGAAUGGACCUUGACUGUUUCUCUUCUGGUAGCAUAUACAAACGUCAAGUGUUUACGUUAGCUAUGCUAGGAAAACAUGGAGCAGAGUUAUGAAGAGGAAAUUAAGAUACUACAGCAAGAAAUCGAAAUGUAUGAAGCUGAACAGGAAAACUGUAUGCGAAGUAUUUCGACCGAACAUGGAGAUGUCAUGCAAAGUAUUUUAAAGACUGUCUGCAGCCACAAGGAAAGAGGGGAUGGAGUCUUAAAGAAAGAUGUUUCAAAACUGAUAACCGAAAUUACUAAUAUGGAGACGGACCUUAGAAGACAAACAAAAAUCAGUGAAAUAUCUCUCUCCGAGUGCUGUGUUAAGACCCUGGAGAAAAGGAAAAGGGAGACCAUACAACAGUACAGACUCUCUGGUCACUGUCGCUUUCUCUCAUUUCAAGUUGAGUUUGCACUGACUGAGAUUCAGGACAGUGACAGUUUCCUGAGAAAAGUGACUGACCUCAACAUCAUAGUGGAUGGUGCUGAGUUUAAAGACUUGGGUGCAUUUGUGUCAAGAGUAGAGGAAACAAAGAGCCUUUACCUUUUCUUCAGAACCCUGAGGUUAUUUUCAGACAGAUGUGAUGAAAGAGCUCGCACAUUUCGGUACUUUAAGGAGAAAUACCCAGAUGUGGUGUGCCUUCCAGAAGGAUGCAGUUCUGAAGUCAUGAUCAUACAAAGUCCCAGUCUUACAGGGUAUACCAUGAACAUUUACUGGAGCAUUAGUGUGAGUAAAGAAGGAGUCAUCAAACCAAAGAUUGAGCUACUGAUGAAGAUGCCUGACCAAGCCCAACAAAUGGAUUCCCAGAAUGUGAUGGAAACUGCACCUGAAUGCUUUCGAAGUCUUCUGAUGAUUUUUGGGGUGGAAAUCUCAAUCGAAUGUUUAAUAAAAACCAUGCAUUUCUGAACUGUAAUGGCACCAGACUGAAUAGAUCUGGAAAAACAAUUCAGUGAAACUUGUGUAUCCAUGAUCCCUUUUAAAAAUAAUUUUAUUCAGUAUUACCACCACUGUAGAGUGACCCAUUAGGAAAUGUAUUAAUCCCAUCUGUACACAUUCCAUCACGUAUAUGUAUGUAUGUGAUAUAUAUACACACACACACACACACACACACACACACAAACACCUAUUGUAUGUAAAUAUACAUCAUUAGACCAUAUCUAGAAAAAUAAAUAAUUUAAAUACAAAAUGUGACAGCAAAAUCCACUUUGUAUUUUGAAAGUUUAACAUUUUAGUCCUUACUUCAGCUGCAUCACAGUGAUUGUGAUUUCUUUAGACAUUAAUAUUCACUCCUACUUAGGUUCAGCAGUUUAGCAAAUACAAAUCCUUGUAGUGGGUGUCAUAUUUAACAACAUUUCAAGUUAGUACAAAGAUUUAUGUUUUAUUUUGAAUGAAAACCUUCACUCUGGCACAAAUGGAUUUGUAUCUUGCAUUGAGUUAGUCAUUUGGGUCUUGUACUGGUUUCUCCUUAAACUGGAUGAAGCUGUUUCAGUAUUUUUUAUACUUUUGUAAGGACAACAUUCUUUGACUAAAAUCAGUAUGUCUCGCAGUAAAGAGACACAGAUGUACACAAGGAGGAACAAUAAAAGUGUUGACAUAUUAAA